AUGGCGACUUGGAUGAGGAAGUUUAUAUGCAUUUGCCUCCGGGUUAUUCAGUGUAGACUGCUGGGACAAUUUGUGGGUUACGCAGAUUAUUCUUUAUUCACAUUUUAUUCGGGUACUGAUUUUUUGGCGGUCCUUGUUUACAUUGAUGAUCUCGUUAUUGCUUGGAAUAAUACCAGUCGAUGCACUUCCUUCAAGUCCUAUCUUAACAGUUCCUUCAAGAUCAAAGAUUUGGGUCCCUUAAAGUUUUUCUUGGGCAUCGAGAUAACACACACUCGCAUUGGUCUCUUUCUUUCACAAAGGAAGUAUACUCUUGAGAUAUUAGAAGACUGCGGUUUAUCUGCUGCUAAACUUACCGCUUUCCCUAUUAAACAACAUCAUCGACUCGCAUCCUCAACUACUCCAGUUCUGUCCGAUCCUGCUUGUUACCGCCGCCUUAUAGGUCGUCUUCUCUAUCUCACCAUCACUCGUCCUGAGCUGUGCUACUCAGUUUAUUUACUGGCUCAAUUCAUGCACAAGCCUCGUGAGAGUCAUUGGGACGCUGCUAUUCAUGUUCUUCAUUACCUCAAGCACAGUCCAGGACAAGGCAUCUUCCUCAGUCGCCCAACCUCUCUUCAGUUGAUCGAUUACUGCAAUUCUGAUUGGUCUGGUGAGCUUAUUACUUCCUAUGUGCCUACCAAGUUCCGGCUCGCUGAUAUCUUCACGAAGGCAUUGGGUCGUGAUCGUUUCCACUUUCUUCUCCGCAAGUUGGGCAUUCGAGAUCUUCAUGCUCUAACUUGA
Molecule: messenger RNA, 777 nt
Organism: Dioscorea cayenensis subsp. rotundata (Guinea yam)
Lineage: Eukaryota; Viridiplantae; Streptophyta; Magnoliopsida; Dioscoreales; Dioscoreaceae
Exons: 3
Coding region: 1-777 (258 amino acids)
Source: RefSeq, a predicted model, not a curated record